Cyprinus carpio (common carp) is the source of this 1111-nucleotide messenger RNA. RefSeq names its product thioredoxin, mitochondrial. Gene Ontology annotation, cellular component: mitochondrion. Gene Ontology annotation, biological process: cell redox homeostasis. The transcript has 4 exons. Gene Ontology annotation, molecular function: protein-disulfide reductase activity. The record is from RefSeq and is a predicted model, not a curated record. Bases 214 to 636 code for a protein of 140 amino acids. NCBI's taxonomy places the organism in Eukaryota, Metazoa, Chordata, Actinopteri, Cypriniformes, Cyprinidae.
UUCACGGUGUAGUUGCAGUUCGUCUCCGCGCCGCGGCGUGUCGCUGUGUCGCAGGAGCUGCUGCGCCUCGGAGGGGAAGUGCGUCAGUGGUCCGUGUGACCGGAGGACCCCAGAGCUCACGAUAAACUGCAUCAGUUACACAGAAACAGGCAGAACCUGAUUAAAAUGACUGAGACUGGUGUGAUGUGGUGAUGAUGCUGGUGUGUGUGUCAGAUGGCCUUCAGGCUGCUGGUGAGGAGGGUUAGUGGCGUCUCGUGCUUCUCUCGUCUGAACACGUCCCAGCCGCUCCUCCCGCUGUCCUCCUGCAGGAGCGCCUCGUUUACGGUGCAGGACCACCAGGACUUCACCGACAGAGUCCUCAACAGCCGGCUGCCCGUCCUCAUCGACUUCCACGCGCAGUGGUGUGGUCCGUGUAAAAUCCUCGGCCCGCGGCUGGAGAAGGCCAUCGCCAAACAGGAGGGUCGAGUCUCCAUGGCCAAAGUGGACAUCGAUGAACACACAGACCUCGCCAUCGAGUACGGGGUGUCGGCGGUUCCCACGGUGAUCGCCAUGCGCGGCGGUGAUGUCAUCGACCAGUUCGUGGGCAUCAAAGAAGAAGACCAGCUGGAUUCUUUUGUGCAGAAGCUGAUUGGAUAGUGAAGCUGUCAAUCACUGCCCCCCUUUAGCCCCGCCCACCAUUACAUUUAAUUACAGACACAGACGUCUUCGCUUCUCCAUCUCUCCUGCUUUCCUUAACUGUGUGUGUCGAUAUGUGUUUUUAGAGGGUCUGUGGCAGUGCAUCGUGAUUUACCGCGGUAAAAAUGUUGUAAAGUGUGCUCGGACGUCCUGUAGCUGCUGUACUUUGCUUUGGAGGAGAACUGAAGGAUGGUACGGCUGACGCAGAUCCUCAUCCGGGCCACAUGAGAGCGCUUCCUCUCUACUGUUUUACACCUGAAUGCCUACUAAUGUGAAAGUGUGUGAUGCUCUCUCUCUUUUUUUGGAUCUGACUGUGAAUUUGGUGCAGGGUGCGUGGGAUUGAUGAUGCUUUUGUUUAGACUGUAAAUUAUAUAAAUUGUAAUAUAAACAACUAGUCAAGAUGAAGUUAUGAAUAAAGCAACUGUACUGUAUUUAA